UCCCCUACGACCACGAAGCCUCUUCCCUUCUCAUUAUAUACAUGCAAGCAACCCAUUAAGUAUCAAAACAGCCCCCUCUAUACCAUCCUACCCUAAUCGCUUCACCCCCCUCUCUCUCUCUCUCUCUCUCUCUCUCUCUCUCUCUCUCUCUCUCUCCCAACACAAUGGAGAUUGCCCACAAAGACUACCUCCUCUCCUCUCUCCUCCAACUCCUCAACCUCCUCACACUCCUCGUAUGUCUCUCCAUCGAGACCUUCAUCUUCGUCCACAAAUGCAACCCUUGGUACCACCUCCUCCCCAUUUCUCUCACCCUUCUUCUCCGCCGCGCUCUCGCGACCAGGAAACAGACCUAUCUUCUCGACUUCUCGUGCCUCAAACCCCCGCGGCGGUACCGCGUGCCAAUCGCUGGGCUUCUGGAGCACCUCUCACUCAUCAACUGCUUCGACGCCGACAGUGUCGCCUUCAUGACCAAAGUCAUCACCUCCUCCGGCAUGGGCAACGAGACCUACUUCCCCCCUUCCUUGCAUUACAUCCCGCCCUCCGCGACGCACCUCGACGCCAUGAGGGAGGUGCACAUGCUCCUCUUCCCCACCCUCGACGACCUCUUCGCCAAGACCCGCGUGCGCCCUCUCGACGUCGACGCGCUCGUCAUCAACUGCAGCGGGUUUUGCCCCUCGCCUUCGCUGUCGGCCAUCGUCGUCAACCGCUACGGCAUGCGGCACGACGUCAGGUCCUUCAACCUCUCCGGCAUGGGGUGCUCCGCGGGAGUCGUCGGCGUGGACGUGGCCAGAACUCUGCUCAGCAAUAUAAACAGGAGGUCGUACGCGAUCGUGAUGAGCACGGAGAUCGUGUCGACGGGGUGGUACAACGGGACGGACCCGCGGAAGCUGGUGCUGAACUGCUUCUUCCGGAUGGGGUGCUCGGCGGCGCUCGUCACCAACCGCGGGAAUAAGGCGGCGGCGGGGGCGGCAGGAGGGAGGCCUGCCAAGUACCGGCUUGCGCGGCUGCUGCGGACGCACGGGGCGCAGGAGGACCGCGCGUACCGGUCGGCGUCGCGGGAGGAGGACGCCGAGGGGAUCACCGGAUUCUCGGUGGAGCGCGACCUCAUGCGCGUCGCCGCCGAGUUGCUGCGCCGGCACGCGGCCGCUGUCGCCGUGUCGAUACUCCCCUGGCACGAGAAGCUGCGGUACGCCGCCGCCUACCUGCGGAAGAAGGCCGGCCGCUCCUCCGCCUGUGGCCGCUCCGAGCAGGCGCCGGCUGCUGCUGCUGCUGCUUUUUCGGCCGCGGCCGAAGAUCUCGUGCCGGACUUCCGCGCUGCAGUCAACCACUUCUGCCUGCCGGCGUCGGGGAAGCCAAUGAUCAAGAAGAUGGCCGCUGGGUUAGGACUGCGGGAGGCGGAGAUGGAGGCGGCGCUGAUGACGUUCCACCGGUUCGGAAACCAGUCGUCGGCGUCGAUGUGGUACCAGCUGGCAUACUUGGAGGCGAAGAAGCGGGUGAAGAAGGGCGAGAGAGUGUGGCAGCUGGGCAUGGGCAGCGGCCCCAAGGCCAACACCCUCGUCUGGGAGUGCUGCCGCCGCUUCCACAAGGACGAGGCCGCCGGCGGGCCCUGGUCAGACACCAUCAACCGCUACCCCCUCUCCCCCGCCGCCGAGCGCGACUGGUAAAAUUAAUCAUAUAUUAUAUUAUUAUAUUAUUAUAUAUUAUUAUUAUUAUAUAUUAUAUAUUAUUAUUAUUAUAUGACGAUCGAGGAAAUUAAAUCGUAACAUUCCUACGCCCGUACGUACGUACGAAGAAGAAGAGAAAAAAAAAAAGAAAAAAAAAAAGGAGAGUGCAAAUUAAGAGAUCAGGUGAUAUUAUCUAUUAUUUAUUUGAAAAAAGAAAAGGGCGGAGGGAAGGUAAAAUAUCUUGUGUGCGCGGAGUUCUCUUCUUCAACUAUAUAUAUAUAUAUUUUAAAAUAGGCUCUUUUACUUUCUAUUUUUUAUUAUUGUUAAUGCCUUUUCAGUUGACCGAUCCGACCGAUGUUCAGUCAAUUCAGUUAAAUUAAAAAUUUCCUAUU
Messenger RNA from Ananas comosus (pineapple), 2056 nucleotides. RefSeq names its product 3-ketoacyl-CoA synthase 10-like. The record is from RefSeq and is a predicted model, not a curated record. Gene Ontology annotation, biological process: fatty acid biosynthetic process. Bases 165 to 1664 code for a protein of 499 amino acids. The transcript is spliced from 3 exons. Gene Ontology annotation, molecular function: acyltransferase activity, transferring groups other than amino-acyl groups. Gene Ontology annotation, cellular component: membrane. Lineage: Eukaryota; Viridiplantae; Streptophyta; Magnoliopsida; Poales; Bromeliaceae.